This is a messenger RNA of Planococcus citri (citrus mealybug), 2186 nucleotides long. It is a transcript of the gene cta, whose product is annotated as Guanine nucleotide-binding protein subunit alpha cta. Gene Ontology annotation, biological process: Rho protein signal transduction; adenylate cyclase-modulating G protein-coupled receptor signaling pathway. The coding region runs from base 224 to 1366 and encodes 380 amino acids. The record is from RefSeq and is a predicted model, not a curated record. The transcript has 3 exons. Gene Ontology annotation, cellular component: brush border membrane; heterotrimeric G-protein complex. Gene Ontology annotation, molecular function: GTPase activity; guanyl nucleotide binding; G-protein beta/gamma-subunit complex binding. NCBI's taxonomy places the organism in Eukaryota, Metazoa, Arthropoda, Insecta, Hemiptera, Pseudococcidae.
ACCUUUUGUAAUUUAGAAUACAAACAUCCGAUUCCGAAUAGGAGAGUAAUGUCACACUCAGAAUCGGAACAAAAUUCUAAUUACUCGAAGUUCGCGUUAAUUCAGCUUUUAAUUAAUCAUUUCGCACGUUUCGAGUUAACUUCCCAGUCUAGUAUCCAACCAUUAGAAUAAUUCUCGCCUCUCGUUUUCGGCCGCCGUAUGUAGUGUUGUGUUGUGACUCUAAAUGGACGAUGGAAUGAUCCGAGAAGAUAGACUGAAAAUGUCGAGGUCUGUCUUCUCCUCACCGUGUUGCCUGCGAUUUAAAUUCAGCCCGGAGGAAAUCGAACAAAGGUAUCGUAGUCAAGAGAUCGACAAAAUGAUCGAGAAAGAUAAACAGAAACUACGCAAACAAGUCAAGCUGCUGUUACUGGGCGCUGGCGAAUCUGGUAAAUCAACCUUUCUCAAGCAAAUGAAGAUUAUUCACGGCGUCGGUUUUGAACCAGAAUUAAUCGCCGAGUUCCAAAUGAUCAUUUAUCAGAAUAUCAUCAGAGGGAUGAAAGUUUUAGUCGAUGCUAAGAAUAAACUCGGUAUACCGUGGGAUACACCAGAAAACAAAGAAUAUGGCGAUUUCAUCAUGAAUUACGAUAAUAAAGAUAAACUAGAUACUAGACUGUUUAUAGCAUACGCGCCAUCGUUAAAUCGACUUUGGAAAGACGAAGGAAUUCGGACGGCUUAUGAAAGGAGACGAGAAUUUCAGAUUAGCGACAGCGUGUUUUAUUUUUUAGAAAAUUUAGAACGGAUUUCCAGGAUUGAUUAUAUGCCGACUAAUAAGGAUAUCCUGCAUUCGAGGAAAGCAACCAAAGGCAUAUCAGAGUUUACCAUUAACAUAAACAAUAUUCCAUUUAGAUUCGUUGAUGUAGGUGGUCAACGUUCGCAAAGGCAGAAAUGGUUCCAAUGUUUCGAAUCGGUUACAUCGAUUCUAUUUCUAGUUUCAUCGUCUGAAUUCGAUCAAGUUUUAGUCGAAGAUAGAAAAACCAACAGAUUAGAAGAAUCGAGAAACAUAUUCGACACUAUAGUGAAUAACGUUAUCUUUCAAAGCGUCUCGUUUAUUUUAUUCCUAAACAAAACGGAUCUAUUGGAGGAAAAACUCAAGUCAAAACGAUCGAAUAUAAGUUUGAAUUUCCCUCAAUUCGAAGGCGAUCCGUUCAACAUUACCGACGUACAAGCUUUCCUUUUAGAAUUUUUUACGAAAGUCAAAAGAGAACCUCAUAAACCACUCUUUCAUCAUUUUACCACCGCCGUGGAUACGGAGAAUAUCAAAGUGGUAUUUAAUGCCGUCAAAGAUACCAUUCUGAGAAGAAAUCUACAAUCUUUGAUGCUUCAGUAGAAUAUACAAUUUUAUUCCGCUCAAUUUUUUCGUUACUUACUAAAGUAUUACUUAUUUUAUUUUUCUGAACAAUUUCUGCUCCUUUUUUUAUGUAUACUUAUUAUGUUUGUGUGUAUGUAUGUCAGCUAGAGCUAAUGUAUGAGAGGAAACUACAAAAAAACCGGUGCAGUCUGGUGAAUGAGUAAACAUUUCGGGUAACUUUCAAUCAUUUUUUCCCCUUUUCUCGCACUCAACUUCGUUGAAACGCCAUAUUUGAGAAAUUACUCGCUUAAUUAUAGUUUUAUAUUGUUUUUUUUUUCAAUAUUAUUGUUUAGUUUCAAACUCGAGAGAAUUUUUUAUAAAAAAAAAAAAACAAUGCUCGCUAAGACUGGCAUUUUUAAUAUUGUUGUAAGGCAUUUUAUUGAUUGCCUAAUUGGCUAAUCUGUAUCCUAUCUCAUCGUUAUCACAUUUUUUUUUUACUUAUAAAUUACGUAGAAUAAAAUAUUAAUAUGUAAAUUAUAUACGUAUAUUAUUUAAUAUGAACUAAUCGACCUUUAUGCAUAUCGUUUUUUUUUCUAUUAUUAUUUUUCUCUUUUUUUUAUUGUAUAUUUAUUUUUUUUUACUGGAUCGAAUUUUCGAAAGUCUUCGAAUGAAACAAUAAUUACGAAUUUUGUACUGUAAUAUUGUACAGGUACCUGUUGAGUUGUGCGUAUGAUAAGGUGUGUUACCUAUUUGAUUAUUUUCUCUUGUUGUAUUUAUUGUUGAUUAUCGUAUAUUGUUCUUUUUUUUUUUUUAUUCAACUGUGAUUACACGCAUUUUGUAUUAUAGAUAUUUUACAACG